This is a messenger RNA of Diutina rugosa, 966 nucleotides long. RefSeq lists its product as uncharacterized. The record is from RefSeq and is a predicted model, not a curated record. The transcript has a single exon. The coding region runs from base 1 to 966 and encodes 321 amino acids. NCBI's taxonomy places the organism in Eukaryota, Fungi, Ascomycota, Pichiomycetes, Serinales, Debaryomycetaceae.
AUGGAGUACCCGAUGUAUCUUGGCCACGUUGGCUCUUCCUACGUGAAGCUCGAACAAACCACAGACGAACAACCACAAUGUGUUAGUCACUCGGACACCAAUGCAUCCGAGACUACCUCCGGAGGCGGUUCGAUCCGCGUCAAACAGGAACCAGGCUCACCCGAGUUCUGCUUCGAGGACUGGCUACAGAGGUUUGAACAGGAUUCGCUACUGCUGCUGGAACUUCUGCAACUGCCGGAAAAGAAUGUCCCUGUUGGCUCAAACAUUGGGGCGACAAAUGUGGUGCUGACCAACCAUGUAUCCUCCGACUUCAUCAUCAAUGAGAAUGGCUACUACACGUACGUGGGACUCCCUGAGUCGCAUCAUCCUGUCGUCAAUGAUGCUACGUUUGGUACAAACAAAGUCGCUAACGUCGUUGGUGCCUCAAAAGUGUCUAAGGAGUUCAAACGCCCGUCGUUUGGUGAGUUCUGUGAAUCAAGAUACCCAUGGCUAGAGCGAGGCGACUCGGUUACCCCUUUUGAUGGUAAUGUCUACAUGUGGAAGAGUGGUGAAGACCUCCCAUUGUACGUGAACGACGAGCCGUGGGUGCUAUCGCUUGACAAAUCGAAAUUAAACCCCGCUCGGGUGUCGCGACUGGUACAGCGGACGACUCAUUACGAACGGAGCUACUUGGAUGCUGUCUACGCCUACGUAGAUGCUGAAGGGGGCGUCGUUAAUUCGUCGUUGGUAGAAGCAGGGGUGACGCGUCCAAUGGGCCAAGUGAAACGUCGCCGCCACUCAGACAAGGCUCUGCCCUGGGAACCGAUGCUGAUUUUCACCGUGUUCACCAACUGCAAACCGAUCAACUUCAAAGGCUCAUUUGUGGUGGCUCCUCACCGCAUCCGCCAACUGUGUUUCGGCAAAGUCAACAUGAGAAAGCGCCGGGCGUGGACUCGUGUGGCUAGACAACGGCACCACUUGGAGUGA